CUGGGUAAACUAAGCUGCGAGCGGAGGUUAAACCCUGGGCAUACACGUGUUUCCAGUUCUACCUGUAGUCCAUUAACUGUCGUACUGUCAGGAAGCCCUAAACCCUGAGAGUGAUGUGCUUCUCAGGAGGAGUCUCUGUUGAUGCCGAGGCGCUUUAGCACAAUACAGUAUGAGUGGUCAAAGUGCUGCUGCUGCAGCCUCGAAUGGCAUUACUCCACUCCAACAGAUGGUGGCGUCCUGCUCCGGAGCGAUCCUCACGUCUUUGUUUGUUACGCCUUUGGAUGUUGUGAAGAUCAGACUGCAAGCACAGAAAAAUCCCUUUCCUAAAGGGAAAUGCUUUGUCUACUGCAAUGGACUUAUGGACCACAUAUGCGUGUGUGAAAAUGGCAACUCCAAGGCCUGGUACAAAGCCCCCAGUCACUUCAAUAGCACACUGGACGCCUUCGUCAAGAUAGUACGCCAUGAAGGAGUAAAGGCAUUAUGGAGCGGCCUUCCUCCAACCCUUGUGAUGGCGGUCCCUGCUACAGUAAUCUACUUUACGUGCUACGACCAGCUGUGUGCGGCGCUGCGGGUCAGGAUGGGAGACUUCGCUCAGGAGGCUCCUCUUCUGGCAGGAGCGUUGGCUCGAGUGAGUUCAGCGACAGUGAUCAGCCCUCUGGAGCUGAUCCGCACGAAGCUGCAGUCUCAGAAGCAGUCAUACAGGGAGCUGACUGACUGCAUCCGCUCUGCAGUGCAGUCAGAAGGCUGGCUGUCUCUGUGGAGAGGUUUGGGGCCCACACUCCUCCGAGACGUGCCCUUUUCCGCCAUGUACUGGUACAACUACGAGAAGGGCAAGGGCUGGCUGUGUGAACGAUACAACACCGGACAGCCCACGUUUACAAUUACCUUCAUAUCUGGAGCGGUGUCUGGCUCUAUCGCGUCCAUUGUAACGUUACCUUUUGAUGUCGUUAAAACCAGAAGGCAGUUGGAGCUGGGAGAGCUACAAGCAAAGAACUUGUCCGGCCAGGUCUCCUCCACCUUCAGCGUGAUGAGCAGGAUUGUGGCGCAGAGCGGCUUCGGCGGACUAUUUGCAGGUUUCCUCCCACGGUUGAUCAAAGUGGCCCCGGCCUGCGCCGUUAUGAUCAGCACUUAUGAAUUUGGCAAAGAUUUUUUCCGCGAACACAACCAGGAGAGGAUCCUCCGGCCACUGCAGAGCAGUGACACCUGAUAGUCAGGAGUCCCUUCUCUCCAAAGCCAACACCAGUACACCUGGAGGGCAGAGGUUAAUGUUGCCCAAUUAAAUACACAAGCCAAGAUUGACGUGAAGAAAAUUAACUACUUGUAUCUAUUUCUAUAAAAUAAUUAUUUAUGAGUAUUUAUAAUUUAAUAUAUCGUUAUUUCUUUACUGCUACAAAUUCUGUGCAUACAACUGAAAAGAAAUAAUGUACAAACCAGUGUUCAAAUCACAUGCUUUCUGAUGCAUUUAAUAGCCAGCAGAUGGCAGCUACGUGAUUAUUCAGGUGUGGCUGUCUCUAUGAGAUCAUGUACAUUAGCGAUGUCAAAUUAAUCAAUUAGCAUCCUCCCCUGACACGAGAGAGGAUCUCCAUGUUUUUGAACUUCCAUGCCAAUCCAUUGAAGAGGACUGACACAUGAACCUUUUCAAAAUGUGACGUAUUCAAUAUACAUACCUGAUCUUC
Messenger RNA from Pseudoliparis swirei, 1676 nucleotides. It is a transcript of the gene slc25a40, whose product is annotated as solute carrier family 25 member 40. The record is from RefSeq and is a predicted model, not a curated record. Lineage: Eukaryota; Metazoa; Chordata; Actinopteri; Perciformes; Liparidae. The transcript has 10 exons. Bases 170 to 1207 code for a protein of 345 amino acids. Gene Ontology annotation, biological process: mitochondrial transmembrane transport.